Messenger RNA from Salvelinus namaycush (lake trout), 528 nucleotides. RefSeq names its product small integral membrane protein 32-like. Bases 1 to 330 code for a protein of 109 amino acids. The transcript has a single exon. The record is from RefSeq and is a predicted model, not a curated record. Lineage: Eukaryota; Metazoa; Chordata; Actinopteri; Salmoniformes; Salmonidae.
AUGUUGAGACAAAUCCUGCUGAAUUCCACCAACGCACUAGACUUCGACCUAGGGAUGGCCCUCCAGACGCACGAGACCGUGUCCGUUAACGCAUCUCACGGAUCGGUGAACAUGGCGGCGCUGCUCAGGCCCACGGGCAGCAGGGGCGGGAUGCGGGAGGACGGGGAGCUGAACAAACCGGACCUGGCCACCUACUUGAUAAUAUGUCUGUUGCUGUUUCUGCUCGUGCUGCUCAUCGUUUUCUUCAUCAACUGUCAGCUGAGGAACUCUUUCUUCGCCUCCAUGCCCUACGAUCGGUCUCUCAGAGAGGCCCGGACCUCCUACAAGUAGAACCCGAUUCCAACUCAGCUGGUAAUGUCUGUAGGAUUAGGUAACGUGUGUUAUGAAUGUGUUCAUGGAGGGAUGUGUUAUAUUGACUAUGCAUAGUCCAGACGCUGUGCGUAACCGUUACGUGUUCAUUUGGCACAAUGACAUAGAGACCUAUUACGCUCCCUUUUCCAAACUGGGCUAAAUGUCAUUACGUGUAGG